This is a messenger RNA of Mustela erminea (ermine), 991 nucleotides long. It is a transcript of the gene HOXB13, whose product is annotated as homeobox B13. Lineage: Eukaryota; Metazoa; Chordata; Mammalia; Carnivora; Mustelidae. Gene Ontology annotation, biological process: regulation of transcription by RNA polymerase II. The record is from RefSeq and is a predicted model, not a curated record. The transcript is spliced from 2 exons. The coding region runs from base 86 to 952 and encodes 288 amino acids. Gene Ontology annotation, molecular function: RNA polymerase II cis-regulatory region sequence-specific DNA binding; DNA-binding transcription factor activity, RNA polymerase II-specific.
UUCCUGGGGGCCCGGGUGGGGAGAGCGAGCUGGGCGCCCCCCGGAUCCCCCACCCCCGGCACCCCAUGCGCCGAGCCUCGGCCCCAUGGAGCCCGGCGAUUAUGCCACCCUGGACGGGGCCAAGGCCAUGGAAGGCUUGCCCGGAGCCGGAGGGAGCCGGAAUCUAGCCGCCCGCUCCCCCCUUCCCAGCCACCCCGCCGCCGCCGGGGCGCCUCCGCUGCUGCCCGCCGCCGUCAGCUAUGCCCCCCUGGACCUGCCGGGCUCUGCGGAACCGCCAAAGCAGUGCCACCCGUGCCCCGGGGUGCCCCAGGGGACGGCCCCCGCUGCGGUGCCCUAUGGCUACUUUGGAGGCGGGUACUAUUCCUGCCGGGUGUCCCGGAGCUCGCUGAAGCCCUGUGCCCAGGCGGCCACCCUCGCUGCCUACCCCGCCGAGACCGCCGCGCCCGGGGAGGAGUACCCCAGCCGGCCCACCGAGUUUGCCUUCUAUCCGGGGUACCCAGGACCCUACCAGCCAAUGGCCAGUUACCUGGAUGUGUCGGUGGUGCAGACUCUGGGCGCCCCGGGGGAGCCCCGCCACGACUCCCUGCUGCCUGUGGACAGUUACCAGCCCUGGGCCCUCACCGGGGGCUGGAAUGGCCAGAUGUGUUGCCAGGGGGAACAGAACCCACCGGGUCCCUUCUGGAAGGCGGCAUUUGCAGAGUCAGGCGUGCAGCACCCUCCAGAUGGCUGCGCCUUCCUACGUGGCCGAAAGAAGCGCAUUCCUUACAGCAAGGGCCAGUUGCGGGAGCUGGAGCUGGAGUAUUCAGCGAACAAGUUCAUCACCAAGGACAAGAGGCGCAAGAUCUCGGCAGCCACCAGCCUCUCAGAGCGCCAGAUCACCAUCUGGUUUCAGAACCGCCGGGUUAAGGAGAAGAAAGUCCUGGCCAAGGUCAAGACCACCACUAAUCCGUGAGGGAGAUCCCUGGCUGGGGAGGUGGGGGAGAAGUGGGAG